UAUAUAUUCAGUUACUUACGUUACAGUGAACAAAAUGGUAGAGAAGUCUGUGAGGAAAUUUCAUGGUCUCAAAAGAAAAUUAAAUGACGGCUCUAAGCCGAAGGUGUCAACCAAAAAGCCCAAACUAUUACCGUCAAUUAGAUUAUCCGACCAGCCUCCUGCACGUAAGCCACAGUGGACAAAUAGAGAGCGUGUCCUCAUUAUGUCAUCGAGAGGCGUUUCCUACAUAGGCCGACAUUUGUUGAAAGAUUUAUUACACAUGAUGCCCCAUGGAAAAACAGAUUCGAAACUUGAUCACAAGAAAGGAAUAACGGUACUAAACGAACUAGCUGAAAUGAGCAACACUAAUAAGGUUAUUUAUUUCGAGGCUCGCAAGAAAAAAGACCUAUACUUGUGGCUUAGUUGUGUACCCAAUGGUCCGUCAGUUAAAUUUCUUGUUGAAAAUAUUCGUACUACUGCAGAAUUAAAGUUAACAGGAAAUUGUUUAAAAAGCAGUCGCCCUGUGCUUGCUUUCGAUCCGUCUUUCGAAGAGUCUGACAAACCUCACAUGAACUUGAUUCGUGAAUUGUUUAUACAAACUCUUGGUACUCCAAAUCAUCAUCCACGUUCUCAGCCAUAUAUAGACAAGACAUUUACGUUUGUUAACUUUAAUGAUCGUAUAUGGUUUAGAGUUUAUCAGAUUGCUGAGGAGAGUGGAGCACUAGUCGAAGUUGGUAAGUAUCCAUUAUAUAUGCUUAUUUCCGAAACUUUUGUCUACAACGAGGAACAAUAGCAUAGUAGUCAGUUGACUGUCUGUAGAUGUUAGUCAGCUAAAUGUUAAGUGGCUCAUGAUACAUUUAGUGUACUCAUUUUAAAGUUAUAGCUCUGGUCUAGGCACCUAAUUUUUCAGGCCUAUUCGUUAUUUCACCUGACCAUAACCAUAUGCGGGCUGCAUACGUAUCUGAUCGAUAUGAAUCUAAUUUUCUAGUCCAAGUGUUCAGAUUUUUUCGUCUUUGAAUGACAAUCAUUCUGUGGUUAAAGUUAUAUCCUCUCGUGUAACAAUUGGAUAACGACCAAAAUGCUUAUUUCUAUACUUAUGAGUAUACCAUCAGGAUCAAGCAAAGUGCACAAAUGUCAGCCAUCGUAUCUUCAGUACUUCCUAAAACUAUUUAGCGAAAGUAACUUACCGGUCAAUACCUUACUAAGUAGACGGCAAAAUUCUAAGUACUGUAUGCAUAUAAUACACUGGAUUACAUUGGCAUUUUAAUAGAAUUUUCGUAAACCACACUAAUACUACUUGCCAUACAUGCGAUUCUUUUCCGACCAUAAUAAUAAAAAGAUGGUCACCGUCACUUUUUUUAUGACUCAUUUGUCUUGUUGGUGUAAGUCCAAGCUUGUAAAACUCAAAUUUUUACUUCAAUUUUUAGAAUUGUUUAGCUUACUAAAUUGUGAGUCAUAUAUAAAGAAAUAGGUGAUGCAUUAGGAUUCAAGCUUAUAAAUUAGUAAUUGAAUACGCAGUACCUCGACCAACGUCAUAAUCCUGUGCUUGAAAACAAGUGUAAACUACAAUCGAACGUAAAUCUAAAGUAAUCAAUAAUACUGAGUAUCACUCAAAAUAAUACUUUGAUAAGCGUAAAUAAGUAUGGUGGAUAUCUAAUUAUAGCUCACCAUACAUACCUAGUAUAGAUUACGACUGCUGAUUUCCUUAGCUGUUAGCUGCGUAUGGUUUGCUAAUUGUGGGUCUAAUAAUAUAUUAAUUCUCUAGGUAAUAUUUCACCCCACCUACUUAAGUUACAUUUUCGGGGCAUUACGGUUAUUUAUAAAACAAUGCAUAGCUGGUACCCUAGACUAUGAUACAAAUGAUUCAUUUCGUUAGGGUAAUAAAUUGAUAAGGAGUUAUGUGCCAAAAUUUCAUUGCUAAGGAUUACUUUUUAGGUCCACGCUUUUCACUAAAUCCAAUACGUAUAUUUUCUGGAAGCUUUUGUGGUGCAGUACUGUAUUCUAAUCCAAAAUACAUUUCUCCUAAUUUAGUAAGUUAUUUAAAUUAUGCUUUGUUUUGAUUUGAUCUUUUUUACGCUUUUUGGAUACAUUCGUCAUACAUUAUUCACUGCUCUUCAUGGUCAGAAUGAAUACAUAAGUUACGGACUGUCUUGUUCAAUAAAACUUACUCAUAUAUGUAGUUCGGCGUAUCUUUCUGUCUUAUGGUCGUAUCCAUAGUGGGUUUUCUGAUAUGUAGAAGAAUUUUCAGUUGACAUGAAUUGAUUAGGCUUCACAUCAGAUUGAUCCACAUCUACUGUCGCAGUUGUAGCUUAAAUCGUGUCUACUUCGUCGCGCUAUGUUACCACAUAAUGCGAUGGAAAGGGGGUAACAUAGCAUCACUCCGUAAAGUCAUUAACUAUUAGCCUGAACUGUGUAGUAAGUUGUGGACUUUUUAUCUGGAGUCUAUAAAUUUACCGAAAUCAUUGAUUAAAUUCUAGUAAUAUAAUAAAGAUUCACCACCUCACCAAUCGAUUUGUCAUCCGUACUCAGCAGCCUGCGUGUCAGUUUGAACAGAUAAAGUUUAGAACAAAACCCACUUAUUUAGAUAGUCAUCCAUUUUCAUAUGAGUUGUAAAGCGAUGGAGAGUAGCGUUUGGCGAUUCAAAGUCAUUUGGUGGAGAAGUGGCCCAGCGGCUAGUGCUUUUUACUUUCGGCACUACACCUACUUCAGAUUGUCUCGUCUAGUAGUAUCUCUAGCCCUCAUAUCUAGAGUGUGACUCAAAACCAAUUAAAUGAAUCUGUACCUGAUGAGUGAGCCAAAUAAAUACAGUACCAUUUGUUCAUAGACAUUUACUAACUGAAUCGAAAAAAUCAACGUAUAUGUGAACAUUUCACUAAAUAUACAGAAAGACUUACUACACUACUAGUGGGUAGUUGUUAAGUCCCCCUAUAUCUGUUUAGUUGUAUCAUUACCGCUAACGUGCAAAAGAUAUUAUUACCCUUUAUGCAAUUGCCUUCAAGGUUUUACAUGCUGACCUAGACCACCUCAACAUCGUCGCACUAAUACAUAGAUAAAACAUCUCAAUCUUUAAAUUUUGUGGAACUUAGCCUUUUCAAGUCGAAAGAUGUUUGACAUAUCCGUGUUCAACCACAACUCAACUCUAUCAAAGAUUUCCGCCACCGCCUUUUCUGUCCAAAUUUUUCGGUUUUAAAAAGGAGGUGACUUUGUUUAUCUCAAACGUUUCUGAAAUCAAUUUGUCGAUUAUAUCUCGAGUCUACUUAGGGUACACAAACGAUGAAGUUGUCCUAUCAGACAAAUGCUCUAUCAAAAUGUAAAGUAUUUUGAACGUCUUUAAUGAAAAUCGUAUAAUGCUUAAUAUGUGACUUGCAACUAUUCGAUAAUAUCAUUAUGCCUCGGGACCUCUAUAUAUUGACAACUGAUUGAAUCGCAGUCUGAGUUGGCUAGUAGUACGAAUCUUUUUUAUAUUGCUAGAAAAUUAUAAUUUUGACCUGACAAUUUAUCUUCACUAAAUAGAGGUCUCUUUGAUACCCAAAUGUCUUCAUAUGUUCCUUUCUAUGAGUUUCUUUGUGUUCAUGGUCCUCUGAUUGAUACAAUUACUAAAAAUUAAUAAUAAUGAUGUAAGUUUCCAUAACCUUAUAACCCUUAAUCGAAUAUCAAAUCAAAUCAUUUCCUUGAGUUCAUGUCUAAACGCUUUUUUAUCAUACACUUUUGUACUACUUCUGUUGGUUAUUCAGUAGUAUAAAUUUACGUCACGCAAUUUUGUUUUCCUCAUUUUUCAGAUUCGAAGUACUCUAUUGUCUAGUAAACAAGGCAAAUACAUAGAACGUACACAUAAUAAAACGGAAACACGGAAGCGUAAAAAAGGAAUAAAAGAAAUUCAUAUAGUUGAUGAAUUAGAUGAAAUAUUUGAAUAAAAUUGUUAUUCUAUUUC
Molecule: messenger RNA, 3910 nt
Organism: Schistosoma mattheei
Lineage: Eukaryota; Metazoa; Platyhelminthes; Trematoda; Strigeidida; Schistosomatidae
Source: the annotation of a GenBank genome assembly